Messenger RNA from Capronia coronata CBS 617.96, 696 nucleotides. RefSeq lists its product as uncharacterized. Lineage: Eukaryota; Fungi; Ascomycota; Eurotiomycetes; Chaetothyriales; Herpotrichiellaceae. Gene Ontology annotation, cellular component: cytoplasm. Bases 1 to 696 code for a protein of 231 amino acids. Gene Ontology annotation, molecular function: ATP binding; kinase activity. The record is from RefSeq and is a predicted model, not a curated record. The transcript has a single exon.
AUGGACGCGACCUAUGCUCAGUUGGCGAACAGAAUCCGUGAAGCGGCCAUCGCAAAACAACCGGGCAGAUUGCUGGUCGGGAUUGCAGGUCCGCCGGGCUGUGGAAAGACGACCAUUGCCGAACAUGUGGUGAACCUCAUCAACGGCACACCCUCAAGCCGCAAAACCUGUCAUGCACAGGCUGUUCCGAUGGACGGGUUUCACUACACUCGGCGAUACCUGGAUACUCUGCCGAACCGGGAGGAAGCCUAUCUUCGGAGAGGAGCACCAUGGACCUUCGACGUCGACGCCAUUCUGAAAUUCGUGGCCAACCUGGCAGAGACCGCUAGCUUGCCGGCAGCAGAGAGACCGCGUAUCCUUGCGCCUUCAUUCGACCACGCAGUGAAAGACCCCAAGGAGGAUGACAUUGAAAUAUCGCCCGACACGUCCAUCGUCAUUUUGGAUGGGAACUAUCUUCUGCUAGAUGAGGAUAAAUGGAGGGACAUCAGUCCGCUUCUCGAUUUGAAGAUCUUUGUCAAUGUCGAUCCGGAAGUCGCGCGAGAAAGAGUGGCAAAGCGCCAUGUCGCUGCAGGGAUUGAGCCGACGCUGGAAAAGGGCCUAGAGAGAUUCGACCGAAACGAUGGACUCAACGGUGAUCUAAUCAGGCGGAAGAUCGUGGCGUCUGAUAUGACUGUCGAGAGUGUCAACGAUUCGUGA